Pocillopora verrucosa is the source of this 2385-nucleotide messenger RNA. NCBI's taxonomy places the organism in Eukaryota, Metazoa, Cnidaria, Anthozoa, Scleractinia, Pocilloporidae. The record is from RefSeq and is a predicted model, not a curated record.
GAGGUGACGACCUUCCACUUUCGCGUAUGCAUAAUAGAUGACACUGGUUAUGGUGGCCCGCGGCGCAAUGUGACUGUAAAUUACUUGGUCAUCGGAGAUCUUCAUCCUUGCAUAGAUAUAGAGUGCGAGAAAUUUGCUCAUUGUGUGGCAAUAUCUCCGCACGAAUACACUUGCCAAUGUAACACAAGCUGCCCUUCUUACGAAGAACAGGUCUGUGCUUCUAAUGGCAGAACAUUCUCCAACUUGUGCCUUCUAAAUAAAGAAAUAUGUGAUACAGAUGCAAACUUUACCAUCUAUCAUCCAGGAAGCUGCACAGGUUUUCCGUUUCAGACAGGGAGACACAAAUUCCAGAACAUUCCAAUUUGGGCAGAGGAUCAGUGCGAGACUUUUAACUUUCAACGGUUCGUGUUCUACCCACACAGUAAAAUACACGUGCAACUCACAGUUAACCAUGUCAAUUAUUCGGAUGCUUCUUUUGUUCACGAAGCUGUUACAGCUUGGGUUGAAAGCGUUAACACCACUCAGUUUACAGCCUGUGUCACUCGAGCAGGAAGAAAUGACUACCCUGCAGACAGUUUUGCUUCGGUUGAUUGGAUUGCAUAUCAAGGUGCUCCCACAGGAGGAAUUUCUGGUGAAGAAUUAUUUCCCACUUGGUGGACUGGGACUAUUUGUCAAACAGUUACUAUUCCCAGCGGAACAUAUUCCAAUCCACCAACGGUAUUUGUGACAGCUAAACACCACAGGAAGGGUCUGAAGCAUGAUGCUGCGAGUGUUUGGCUCGAAGACGUAUCAGCAGCCUCCUUCAAAAUCUGCUUGAGGGAGCUUCAAAACUUCGCUGGUGUUCAUGAAGAAAUAUCAGUUGACUGGUUAACAUUUGAUCGCCCUCCGGAACCUCUGAUUACAGAGCAUAAUGAUGAAUAUUUCCCAAAUAACGGCCCACCUCCAAGGAGUCAUAACUUUGCCUUCUGUCAGGACAUGAAAUUUACUCAGAACUACACCAAACCGCCGAUAGUUCUGCUUACUGCAAAACAUUCUACCAGUGGACAAGACUCUGCCGCUGCAGAAUGCAAUGGAAUCGAAAGUUGGGUAGAGUUUAUUACCAACACAAGUUUUAGAAUGUGUGUCAAAGAACUUUUCAUUCAACGCUUUGAUCCUCUUACCUUAUCGUACGCAGUGUUGCCAGAAGACAUAUGUCAGGACGAUUGGACGUAUUACAAUGGGUAUUGCUAUAGAGAAGUCUUGUCAUGUGACUCGUGGGAAAAUAGUCAGGAGACAUGUGCUUCCCUGGACGCAAAUCUUCCCAGCAUACACAGCAAAGAAGAAAACGUAUUUGUUCAAAGUCUACACGGCAGUACACAAUCGUGGCUGGGUCUGUCGGAUAAUUUCACCGAAGGUUCGUUCGUCUGGAGCGAUGAGACCCCUUUAGACUUCCAUUACUGGGCAGAAGGACAACCAAACAAUUUGCACAACCAAGACUGUGUUCACACUCUUGGUUUCUUUAAUGAGUUUACUUGGAAUGACGUAAAUUGUACAGACUGCCACGGAUUCACUUGUAAGAGAGAUUACAAUGAGUGCCAAUAUUUCGCUGACUCCUGUCCAGCAGGUGCGACUUGCGUGAACAGCUAUGGUUCCUUCACUUGUGUAUGCCCCACUGGAUAUACCUACGAAGAGGGAGACUGUCUAGAUGUAGACGAGUGUCAGUCAGGUUUGUUUUCCUGCCAUGCGCAAGCCCAGUGUGUGAAUACUCAAGGAUCUUACGAAUGUAGAUGCUUACCUGGUUAUGCAGGGGAUGGUACUUUUGCAUGUGCAGACGUGGACGAGUGUCAAUCAGGAUCUCAUUCCUGUCAUGCACAAGCUAAGUGCUUGAACAUACAAGGCUCCUACGAAUGUAGAUGUUUGUCCGGAUAUUUGGGGGAUGGUCGUGCCACAUGUGCAGACAUAAACGAGUGUCAACUUGGAUCAUAUUCCUGUCAUUCAAAUGCCAGGUGCAUCAAUACACAAGGCUCUUACGAUUGCGAAUGUGUGCGUGGAUAUUCAGGAGAUGGUCUAUACACAUGCUCAGGCUGGGCACUGAGGGCGUCUAAGAAAUCAACGCAUUUCAACGAAAACCAAAAGAAUUAUUUCGAUGAAAAGUUCAAACUUGGCCAGGAGACUGGUUACAAAGAAGAUCCAUCCCAAGUUGCCAGUGAUAUGUGUCGUGCUACAAAUGAAAACGGAGAGCGUCGAUUUGCUGUUGACGAGUUUUUAUCACCACAGCAGAUAAAGUCGUAUUUCUCAAGGUCAGUAGCAAAGAUCAAUCAGGCAAGAUCGGUGGCAGAAAUCGAUGUACCAGCCACUGAUGAAGAAAUGGCAUACUCCUCAGCUCAUGACAAGAUAAUUCAAUAG